AUGGGAAAACACAUCGCACGGCAUGCCCAGGAAAUCCAGGCCACCGCUGUGGCUUGUAUGGCUCCCAGUUACAUGAAACCUGCAGAUGAAGAUGCUGUGGUAGAUUACAUAGAGGAAGUUGCUGCUGCUGCUCCGGACACGCCGUUCUACUACUACUGCAUUAACUUCAUGACAGGCAUUUACUUGAACACAGCAAAAGUCCUGGAGCUAGCGGAUGGCCGAAUCCCUAACCUGAGAGGUGCCAAGGUGUCUUCCCGGGAGCUGCCUCUGAUCCUGGACUGUACUUUAGCCGCAGGAGGCAAAUUUGACAUCCUUUCUGGAACAGACGAGCAACUGCUGACCACACUUGCGUUAGGAGUCCGGACACCAAUAAUAAACGGAUUUCUGGGUCCCUUAUUUGCGAGGCUGAGAGACGCCUUUGAUAAAGGAGACAUAGAGACUGCGAGAAAAGAGCAUAUUGCCGCCAGAAAACUGGCUAUUAUCAUGGGCAAAUACGGUUCAGGACCUUCGGGUGUCAAAGCUUUCUUCAAAUGUCUGGGGUUGGAUCUGGGACCAGUCCGUCUACCAGUAAAAAACCUGCCUGCAGAUCGUCUACCUGCACUGAAAAGAGAGUUAGCUGAGUGCGGCCUGGACACCAGGUAG
This is a messenger RNA of Candidula unifasciata, 642 nucleotides long. The record is from the annotation of a GenBank genome assembly. NCBI's taxonomy places the organism in Eukaryota, Metazoa, Mollusca, Gastropoda, Stylommatophora, Geomitridae.